UUAAACAAAUUAAAAUUUUCCUUUUUGGCAUCCUGGUAAUAAGGAGGAUGCUGAAGGGUCGAGUGUUAAAAAAGGAUGAUCUGCCAUAAAUGAAAAUGAAUACAAAAAUCUUUAUUAUCAAGGAAUAUUAUUUGAUCUGUAAAUGAGAUUAGAGAAAGCAGUUUGGAGAAAAACCGGAGCAUUGAAAAACUAAGAUCUGAAUCAAGCAGCGAUAUAUCUGUUAUCUCUGACAAUAGUAUAGAGACACUGAAUACAGAAAGUUCAGCUUCAGAGGAAAGAAAACAGACUAGUCCUAGCUCUAUAGAGGUUCUAGAUGGAGUAGAUGAAAGUAUUCCUGAUGGUGAAGACACAUCAAACAAUACUUCCCAAAGUGUUCCAGCUGCCUCUAUGAUCACCAGCAAUACAAUGAGUGGAAGUGGAAGCACUAUGAUGCAGGAAAGCAGUAGCAGUGGAUCACUUGUUAAUAGCGUUAUUCUAAAUACAAAACAGGGAGUAGAUGGAGAUCUAGUCAGCGAGCCGAAUUCCCCCCUGAAGAAGGAUAAUGAUAGAUCAAGCGAAGACGAUUCUGUGUAUCACAGUUGUGUCUCCCAGGAUGAAAUCUACCAAGGUAGUGCGACAGAUAUAUCAGGAACUACUCCUACAGGAGGCUGUAUAACCCCGACAAGGGGAUCAGGAACCCCUCCGUUCCUGGGUGCGCUGGAUAUCAGUGGGAUAACAGUAACGUUGGGAGAUGCUUCCCUCAGCUCUACUCCAGCAACAGUCAGGAGCAGGUAUUUUCUAGCAUAG
Eurytemora carolleeae is the source of this 786-nucleotide messenger RNA. RefSeq lists its product as uncharacterized. The record is from RefSeq and is a predicted model, not a curated record. The coding region runs from base 388 to 786 and encodes 132 amino acids. The transcript has 5 exons. NCBI's taxonomy places the organism in Eukaryota, Metazoa, Arthropoda, Copepoda, Calanoida, Temoridae.